AUGGCGCCCAUCGAGACCAAAACGUACGAUUACAUUGUGAUUGGAGGUGGCAGCGGUGGCAGUGGUAGCGCCCGACGAGCUUCGGGGUGGUAUGGCGCAAAGACCCUGAUUGUCGAGAGUGGUCGUUCAGGCGGUACCUGUGUCAAUGUUGGAUGUGUCCCCAAGAAAAUGACAUGGAAUUUCGCCUCCAUCAACGAAAACCUCCACGCCGCUCGUCACUACGGUUACGAUGUCCAAGACAACAUAAAAUUCGACUAUGCCCACUUCAAGAGUAUCCGCGACUCCAGAAUCCAGCGGUUAAACGGCGCUUACGAGAAUAAUUGGGGCAAGGAAGGGAUCGAUCUGGUCCAUGGCCGCGCUCGCUUUGUUGAGCCCAAGGUCAUUGAAGUUACUUCCAACGAUGGCUCGGAGACCAAAACUCGCUAUACUGCCAAACAUAUCCUGAUUGCCGUCGGUGGACACCCCGUCAUUCCGGGUAUUGAGGGCGCCGAGCACGGUAUUAGCAGCGACGGAUUUUUCGAGAUCGAGGAGCUGCCCAAGAAGUGGGCCGUUGUCGGUGCUGGAUACAUUGCGGUUGAAUUGGCUGGUGUUUUGGCUGCGGUCGGUGUUGAGACGCACAUGUUUAUCCGUGGUGAUACCUUUCUGCGUAAAUUCGACCCUAUGAUCCAGGAAACUAUGACGGCGCGAUAUGAGGCUGCUGGUAUCAAAAUUCACAAGCAACACAAGGGUUUCCAGCAGAUCCAGCUGCUCAAGGAAGGAAAGGGCGCCGAGAAGGUGUUGAAAUUGAUUGGUGUUGAGGGAGAUGAGAUUGAGGUUAAUGAGUUGCUAUGGGCUGUUGGACGUGCUCCAGAGGUUGAGGAUCUUCAGCUGCAUAUUCCGGGAGUCAAGCAGGCCCAUAGCGGACAUAUUAUUGUGGACGAGUUCCAGAACACCAGUGCCGAGGGUAUCUACGCGUUGGGUGAUGUUACUGGUCAGGCUGAGCUGACGCCUGUCGCCAUUGCCGCCGGCCGUAAACUCGGUAGCCGUCUCUUCGGACCCCCUGAAUUCAAAACCGCCAAACUGUCCUACGAAAACAUCCCCACCGUCGUCUUCUCCCACCCUGAAGUAGGCACAAUCGGCCUCACAGAACCGCAAGCCCGCCAGCGCUUCGGCGACGACAAAAUCAAAGUCUACAAGACCCGCUUCACCAACAUGUUCUACGACUUCUUCCCGGACGAAGAGAAGAAACAGAACCCAACGCAGAUGAAGAUUAUUUGUGCGGGACCCGAAGAGAAGGUUGUUGGACUUCACAUCCUGGGGUUGGGAGUCGGGGAGAUGUUGCAAGGGUUUGGAGUUGCGAUUAAGAUGGGUGCUACGAAGGAAGAUUUUGAUAGUUGUGUUGCUAUUCACCCGACCGCUUCGGAGGAGUUGGUGACGAUGCGAUAA
This is a messenger RNA of Talaromyces amestolkiae, 1425 nucleotides long. RefSeq lists its product as uncharacterized. The transcript has 4 exons. NCBI's taxonomy places the organism in Eukaryota, Fungi, Ascomycota, Eurotiomycetes, Eurotiales, Trichocomaceae. Gene Ontology annotation, molecular function: flavin adenine dinucleotide binding; NADP binding; glutathione-disulfide reductase (NADPH) activity. The record is from RefSeq and is a predicted model, not a curated record. Gene Ontology annotation, cellular component: cytosol; mitochondrion. The coding region runs from base 1 to 1425 and encodes 474 amino acids. Gene Ontology annotation, biological process: cellular response to oxidative stress; glutathione metabolic process; cell redox homeostasis.